CACGGUCGUCGCCAUCGACAAGCUGGCGAAGGGUCUGUGCCGCGUAGUAAGUGCCGCGCUUAUCCGCACCAUUGAGAGCAAUGCUCGGGCGGUAGCCAUCGGCGUCAAGGCCAUCCGCGUACUUAGUUAACUACCACCUAACUAGUGCCUUGGCGACGGCAGAGGGCGUCCGGGUUUUCUUUCUUGGUGCCGAUGAAGAUUUGGUAGCCAUCGAAGGAGUCUGCGACUGAGGGAGUACCGCCAGCAGAGAUGACAAUCUGCUUCACUGCAUCUAUUGUGGCCUUGUCUUCGGCAUCCCCAGUUACAAUAGUGACGGGACCGCGGAGUGAGACCGCCCGGCCCAGCGGCGAGAUCUAUUGCGGAGGAGGCCAAACCUUGUUGACCUUUGGCGGCGGACGGCACUCGGGAGCCGCGUCGACUGGCCCAAGCCAAGAGCAAGGAGGGCGAGAACAAAGGCCCGGAGCCCGGAUCGGUAAUGGAAGUGCAUGGUCAGCCUUUUUUGUAAGAAAAGGUUGAAUGGCGGAGGAGGAAGCGCAACACACGAACUCAACGUCGGCCAGGGCACGGUUUAUGUGUUAAUUUGUUUCUUGCAUCUGAUCGUAUAUCGUCAUUCGCCGGUGGAGACAGCAUAGGAAUGACCAUGGCUAUAACUGUUACCCAUACUAUAGUCAUAACCAGAGCCCCGAUGUGGACGGGGUCUGGGGAGUCCUAUGGAGCCUCCCGGACGCAGUGUAGACAGAAGACAUGAUGGACCGGACCAGUAUUAUAUUGUGGAGGCAGAGACACCGCGAACUGGCCGCUGCUGGGACGUGUACGCUGCAACCGUUACAGUUUGCCCAGUUCCCCGUCUGCAACGUUGGUGAUGAUCGGCGAACAAGGCGAGCGGCGUAUUUACUCCGAGUCCGAGUUUUUUUAUCAGGUUUCACGGAAGGUUGUUAGUUUGCCUUGAAGUUCACUUGGCUCCGAGAAGCAGACAUUAUUCUUCAUUCCCAGUGGGGUUCAUUCUCCUUGCCCUAUAAUAAUGAUAUCCCAAGUGUUCGCGGGGUUGGCUUCCGCUUAAAUAGUCCAUGGCGAGCGAGUGCGCUAGAGUUACUGCUGUACCAAGGGACUCGCGCCUGGGACAGGGAUGACUGUCAACGAUUGAUAUGUUGAUAUGCUGAUAUGAUGGAUGAUAUGUGAAUAUUUCGGCCGAGCUCAUCAUUUUUCUUGCGGGAGAUUGGGUGGAUGAAGAAGAGUCAGUCCCUUAUCUACAAGUUAGUUUAUUUCUCCUUGAUGUAACUACUCAUAUUGCCUGAUAUAGAGCUGUCAAUACUGCUAAGAGGUUAACUCUGGCUCUGGCUCUGCCUCUACCUCAAAUGAUGUCUGCUUCCAGAAGUGACACAGUGGCGAGAGGAGCAAUGUGGUGAGCUACAAAAGUUGUCUGAAAAUAACCGGAUCGAUUCUCCAAUUCCCCAACAUAUCCGGGAGAAUAUAACUAGAGUUCGACUUGAACUCACUGCACCUAACUACUGGAGCCACCAAAUCGGUCAAUCCCUAAAGGUGGGGGAAUGCAAGCUGCAAGUCUGCUCCAGGUCAACCAACAUCACCCCGCUAUAAACACACUUAUCAACGCCGAGCCAGAGAUCGGCAUUCCGCGCUAUAUUAAACUCGGGCUUAAUAGUGGCGCCGAUGGUGUUGCCGGCCUUAUUUCUCAGAAUCGAACCGGUGGACGGCGUGAGACACUGAGCACUUAGGUCAACAACACAACACUCGCCGAGGACGUCCGGGCUCGGAUCUGAUACCUACUACUACUGUGUAGUCAUGCACUCACUCCAUACAUGCGUCUAUUUGCAAGAGGCGCCGUGCAGAAUCAUAUCCCAUCCAUUCAGGCUGCCCAGCGCUCCACCCUCGAUAUCAAAUCAACCCCAUAUAACCGCUCGUUUGGUACCUCCAAAAGCCUUAUCUAGAUACCGACCUGGGCUUGCCGUUCUCCUCCGGGCCCUGGUUGAAUGGCCGAGCAACUAGCUUGAAAGUCGUUCUGUCUGCCGCAACUGGUGCUUGAGCUGCACCACGGUUGCUCCCCAGCGUACCACUCAUGGGAGAUGAUUUCUUCACAGGUGAUUGCAACGUGAUGAAUCUGAUGCGUCUAUGGCACACAGAGAAAAAGAGACUCAUGAGUGGAAGCAGAAAAAUGGCUAAACACGGAGAUACUAUUUGAAGGGAGGGAGGACAUGUCUUUUAAUUCCAAGCACAGAUCGCGCUCCUUCAAUCCCGUUUCUAACUGAAAAAAAAAGCCCAUGAGUGACGGACAUUUUGGAGAGAAGAGAGCGCUUUCCAAGCUUUAUAUUCUUGUAUUCUAUUGCCUAUAUCCUAUUUCUCCCGGAAAACAAAUCUCCUGGUGGUCACGAAGCGCUGUGCGGCUAGGAAAGUUAUGGGUUUCGGCCCGAGGCACUUUAACCUACCCCCCAAAGUGGUGUGUGCGCCGAUGAAGGCCAGAAAAGCCUUGUGAACCCAAUUGAGCCACAGCCUCAAAGGAUAUAUGGAACCCUCCACCUCAUACUUUCCUGCUGUGAUGUCGCUGUUCCCUUCCUUGGCUCUGUGGAGAGCAGACAGGCUAUUUUACAUGGUUCCCCUCACAGUUCUUAAGAAAGCUAUGUAGAGGAGAAAUCCGGUUGGAUGGAUCAAGGGUCCAGUGUUUGCGGAGAACUGCAAUCGAAGCCCUGAUUAUUACAGUUCGCCGCUACAGACUCGCCGAAGGGUAGGCAUCCUGCACCCCCAGAGCGCUCAGGCUCUCACGAACGCAGUACGACCCCAGAUCACCCUUUUUUCCAAGCGCAACUGUAUCCCCUAUCCUAUACAGCGUCCCAAGCCCUAUGUCGGACGUGGUCAUAGGUGUGAGUGGAAUGACAAGUGAGUAAACGCAAGCGAAGUCAAUCUGAGACAAGAUGAUAUGGUAUCCGAACCCGUGAGGCCGUGAGGUGCUAUUUUGGCCUUGCUUUGAAAUUUAUUCUACCAUCGUGGAACCUGUGUAGUGGGGAAAAAGGGGACCGGUCUGUGGUGAAAAAAAAAAAAAAAGCCCAACUGUCUUAUCAAGUAUUUGGUGAGUUUGAGAGAUAGAGGAAAAAGCUCUGCUGGCAUUGAAGCCUAACAGCUUCUAAGGAUUGUUUCAGCAUUGAUGCCAGGCGGCAACCUGACAGAAUGGUUCAGAACCUGCAGUAUUCUUCCGGCUCGGGUGCAUAUCAGCGCCCUUCAAUCCUGGGGGAGGGGGUAGUGGAAGCAAACAUUGACAGAAGCACGUAUCAGAAGUUCGAAGGAAGGGUGAUACCAGGGGGCGCAAUGCGACGAGCGCUUUUUGAUGCUAUGCCACACAUGGAGGGAGAGGAGGCUAGGCUAGGAGUUCAGCGUCAUAGUGGACAUGGCUGCCUCGGUGAGAGUAUUAGAAGCUACGCAUUUCAAUGUCACAAUGACCAAGGCUGGGUAGUGCAGCUUUCUCCGCUUGUCCUAUCCGGGUGAGGAUGCUUCAACACAGAGUGUAAUCGACGCUGAAGAAGCAGUGAGUGGUGUAACGGAGGCUGGUUGAACACCUGUUCCUUUAGAGUGUGAUCUGUUUCUCAGAGUACUCCAGAGGCCAUGAUAGUCUUGAUAGGAAUUAUAGUGUUCAAUAAUAGAUAUGAGACUGGAUGCUUUGAGGUAGCGCAGAUUAGCACUGGUCAUAUCUUCCUUCUCCUCUAUUCCCUGGUUGUUGUAGCGCUGAGUGCAGGCCACUUGGUUCAGCUGCCAGACAGUAUACGGGAUGAGAGAUUCUGCUCAAACUAACUUACAAUUCUGAUCUUUUACAUUAGUUACUGACAUAGUUGCAAAAUUAGGUAAUUGUAUAAUUCUUGAAAGAGAGGUGAAUUAGAAAUAUGACCUUAUGUUACUAUUAAUGAGCUUUGGUUAGUUACCUGUCAAUUAACCAGAGUAAAAACUAUGUCAACAUGUAAUAUAUUGAUUAAGAACAUUCAACAACUGAUGAUAGAUAGUUAAAUAGUGCUCAUACUCUUAGUUUGAUCUACUGCUAACUGUUAAUGUU
Messenger RNA from Blastomyces dermatitidis ER-3, 4051 nucleotides. RefSeq lists its product as uncharacterized. The transcript has a single exon. The record is from RefSeq and is a predicted model, not a curated record. Bases 3178 to 3492 code for a protein of 104 amino acids. Lineage: Eukaryota; Fungi; Ascomycota; Eurotiomycetes; Onygenales; Ajellomycetaceae.